Molecule: messenger RNA, 1716 nt
Organism: Penicillium subrubescens
Lineage: Eukaryota; Fungi; Ascomycota; Eurotiomycetes; Eurotiales; Aspergillaceae
Product: putative C6 transcription factor
Exons: 3
Coding region: 1-1716 (571 amino acids)
Biological process (GO): DNA-templated transcription; regulation of DNA-templated transcription
Molecular function (GO): zinc ion binding; DNA binding; DNA-binding transcription factor activity, RNA polymerase II-specific
Source: RefSeq, a predicted model, not a curated record
AUGGCUGAGGCGGAGGGCCAAAGUGCCCAGCCACAUACGCGAGCCACUCGUUCCUCGCUCGCAUGCGCACCGUGCCGUUACAAGCAUCUACGCUGCGAUGGCAAAAUGCCAGCCUGCAGCCGCUGCACAGUCGAUAAGAAAGAAUGUACUUACCAUGCAUCGCGACGCCGGGGGAAUCCAAGGCCAAAACAAACACAAGAAUCUUCAACGACAACCAUGUCGGACCGUUCCCCGGCACCUACCUUCGACAGCCAGGGAUGUUUCGAUCUUCCGCCAACCCUCACCCUGUCCGAAAAUAAUGCAGAUCUGCCGCGACGAACUUCUGAUUCGGUUCUGCUGGGCCUGUAUUACGAAUUUUUCCAUGCAGCUCAUCCGUGUGUUCUCCCUCGUCAAUUUUUGAAUAUUUACUCCAAGGAAAGCGCAAUUCAGCCACUACUACUUGUUUUGGAUUACAUCGGCUCUCUGUUCGCAACUUCAAUACCUUCCAAACCGCUGCACCAGGAUAUAGAGAUAUACCUGGCAAGUAUUCGGAGCAGGACACGCUCCAUCACGGGGUUCGAUGUGCAAGCUGUGCUCCUCUACUCAAUCGCCAUCUACUGGUGCAACGAGCCAGAUACUGGCGUCGAACUCCUUGAUGAAGCCAUCCGGCUGGCAUUGGAGCUUGGGAUGAAUCGACGAGAAUUUGCCCAGGAAAAUCACAAAAAUGACCCAAUCUUAGCCGAAAGCUGGCGGCGGACUUGGUGGCAAAUCUACAUUACCGACGCACACAUUGCUGGCAGUACACAUAAAUUUCCAUUUCGUUGUAGUCACAUCGAAAUAACCAUUGAUCUUCCUUGCGAAGAGCUUGAUUACGCUUCAGGUACUAUUCCGAGGCCUAGAUGUCUCCAAGAAUAUGAUAACCGUGAAUUCUUCUCCGAUGAUGAAGUGGGCUUCUCGUCCUAUGCGGAACUCAUUGGAUUGACGAGGGGAAUCGAUCAAGCAUUGUCUCCCGGAGCCACGUCUGAUGUCCAGUUGUACUCUUCCAUGUGCUCAAACGCUGAUACAAGUGUUACCGCUUGGCAUUCACUUCUCCCUAAUUCCAAGAGAACUAUUUUGCGUCCUGACGGCACUGUUGAUGAAGUAAUGUUUAAAGCAGAGUUCAUCAUGCAUACGUACACUGUCGAGAUUCAUCGGCCAAUGUCAUCACUUGCUUAUAGUACUAUCGAAUCCGUAUCCCGUUGCGCUCCACUGGCGCCAACGGAUGCCUUCAAUUGCAGCAAUUCGGCCGAGCGCCAAUUGCACACCAUGAAAUGCCUUGCAGCUAUUGACAAACUCGAUUACAUUCUUACCCUUCCUACGAAUAUCAACACCCACUCACCAUUCAUCAUCUGCAUGCUAGCCAAUGUUACCAUUGCACAUCUCUCAGCUUGUCGAUUCGUCCUUCAGGGGGCAAAACGCACACGAUGUCGGGAGAAGAUACGGCUUACUACGGGAACAUUGAAACGCUUGAGUGACCACUGGAUACUGGGAAAACGAACAUACCGGGAGAUCGGUAUCAUUGCCCGGGAAAUACUGUGCUUGAUGGAUAAAACGCCGGCAGCACGCGAACCAGUGAUGGAUCAAUCGUUUUUUACACCAUCGGUUGAUCUGUCCUCACUUGCAUUUUUACCCGGGCCGGACUUUGAUUUUUGUGCAUUUUUUGAUUCGAGCAUUACAGGUGGCACAGAACCGACCUAG